AUUUGCUGACAAUUUUGUUUGAUCUACCAUAGUCGUUUCCCUUUAGAACAUGGUCCAUUCAAACAGCAAUUUUUACUAUUGUCCACAAAACUUGAAUUUACUACAUCGUGACUGUUAAACCAUGUUUCAUCUAGAUAAAUUAUGUGUCUAUUAGAACUUCGGUAGUCUUUUAUCUGACUCAAAUAAUCUUGUCGCCAUCGAACGAUCCUUGAAGAUUCAGUUAUUGCCUUCGGUUUUUUGUGUUUAAAACCACAUGUUGACAAAACUUGACGCAAUGUUUCUAAACUGGUAUAAUUGUAUUCUGGAUAAUCUGCUACCUUUUGAUGUAUUACUUCUAAUGUCGCAACUUCUAAUAAACUAUAAAUUGUCCUACGUAUGAAAUCUUGAGUAGCUUUGUCAACUGAUUUCAGUUCUUCUUCACAUUUCUUUACCCAUUAUCAUAUUGCUGAAUAUUCUCCUUUUUUAAACAUGCGAGUAUAUUUAAUAUAACUUGCCCUGUUUGUAUAUCUAAAUCUUUAUUAUUAAAUGCAUACCUGUCUUUAUUCUCAUUGCACUGUGCAAUUUCAUUGUCUUCAUUCGCCCAUGGUCUAAACAACGCCAUAUUUCAAUUUAUUUAAAGAAAUUUAGUAAUUAAAUAAAUCUCACCAAGCGACGCCACUGCUUAUCGCAGACUUUCUGGAAUGAGUAUUUCGAAGAAAUUGUGUACAUACGGCUUCGGCCAAUAGAAAUGCAUUUAUGUUAACGAUUCGAUGUUUUCAUUAGUAAACAGUGGAGAUGAUGAGUCCACGUCGACUGACGGUUUGUUAGAUGCUUACCGAAUUUUAUACGUGGAGUAAACAUUAUUUUAUUAUUUUCUAUAUUGAUUGUUCCUCGCAUAACUGUCUUCUGGAAUUGAUAUUGGGAAGAACUAUAUGAAUUGAAAAAAUUAUUGUCAUAUCGAUCUUGUGUACAAAAUUUAAAAUUAAUCCGAUAGACAAAUGAAACUAAUAAAAACGUGUUAAAAAAAAUUGUGUAUGAUUCAUAGGCUUGUUAUAAAUGCCUCGCAUUAUUCUUUUUUUAUUAAUUCAUUGUAAAUUCUAUAGAUAUAUACCUACAACGGUAUGUCACGUCUCUGACUAAGAAUUCUCCGAAAGGUUAUCAUAAUGAGAAUGUUAUUUUGAUUCCACCAAUGACUUAAUCUAUUUCCUCAACUCGAUAUCUUUCAGCAUUAGACGUAUUAUCUCCGCGGCUAUCAUAUAUUUUGUUUUUUAUUUAUUUUAAAUUGCACGUGUUGUAUAUACAAAGUUGAACGCGAAUUAGUCGAAUGUGCUAUUGUGAAUGUCAAAUUUGAGUUAAUAUCAUAGUUAAAAAAAACUGAAAAAAGUGAAAUAAAUAGUAAUUGCUUCUAAUGCAAUUGUGAUUCAACAUUUAUAAGGCUCAUUUCAUAUUUCAAGUACUUAGGAAGAAUGGUACAACUUAUAUUAUGGAAUUUGUGGAGGUUAGGUGCAAUGGACAGCUUGCAUGUAAGUUCUCAACAAACAGGAAGUAAAACGUCUAGCAGAAGUGCAUCACCUUCUCGACCAAGAGAACAACAACAACAGCAACCAUUCCAUCCUCACCAUACGAAAACUCUCAGUCACGGAUCCGUUGAUAGUUGUAAGAGCCAUGAUGGAAUUGGAAGUGGCAUACAACCUCAAAGACCGGCCCGUCAGCAUCGAUCUCCAACCGCCAGCUUGAAUCGGACCGGACCGCCAGGUGGUACCACCGCUGUCCUUCCAGGGGGAGAUAUGGACGACUCAGUAAAUCAAGUGUAUCUUCUGGAUGACAGCGGUGGGGGCAAUCUGAUGCAGGAAUAUGAUCCGUCAGAUUAUCCUCCGUCCUACAUGUCCAAUGGUAGUAACGAAUUGAAAACGGAGGACGACACGGAUAGUUUGGAUCCAAAAACUAAUGCUAUUUUGGAACAACUCGGAACUAAAAUUAUAAGAGUUAAGGAUCUUAUAAGGAUGGAACAGAAAUUGAGAGACGAUAACGUAAACGAGUAUCUGAAGUUGGCAGCUAACGCAGACAAACAACAAGUGCAGAGGAUAAAGGCCGUUUUUGAAAAGAAAAAUCAAAAAAGUGCACAUGUGAUAUCGCAGUUACAAAAAAAAUUAGACGUUUAUCAAAAGCGCGUCCACGAAUUAGAAACUCAUGGCGCUGCUCAAGGUCAUAGACCACCAAGGGAAGUUCUCAGGGAUAUGGGACAAGGACUCAAAAAUGUUGGUGGUAAUAUAAGGGAUGGUAUCAGUUACGUUGGAGGUUCCGUAAUGUCGAAACCUAGAGAGUUUGCUCAUUUGAUAAAAAACAAAUUUGGUAGUGCAGACAACAUCAGUCAAUUGUCAACGUGGUACGUAGGGACUGGCGAAGGAAGCAAUGCCAACAAGAUCAUCGAUACUGGUGGAGGUGGACCUACUGGCUCAGAGGGCAGCGGUAUUCCGGCGAAUGGAGGUAGCGAUCACGGAGAUAAGAGCCAUCAUCAUCAUCACGGAUCGACAACGUUACCUGCAACGUUGCAUGUAACCACAUCACAGAGCUCCAUGGGAGGUCACGGUGGAGUAGCAGGAGCCACAGGACAUGGUCAACAUCACCAAUCUGCUGGGAAAUUGGUUAGUGAAGAAGGAAGUGGAUGUAGUAGUGUUACAAGUGAUAGUAUAGGAAGAUAUGGUAGAGAAGGACAUGACAAAUAUUCUGAUGUAAAUAAGAAAAUUAGAUUAGUUCAAGAUCAAUUAGACAAUUUUAGGGAAAACUUUGAUAUUAUCAAAUCGUUACAACAGGAGAUACAAGAUCUUAACUCUUCUUUACAGGAGGAAAGAUUCAGAAGUGAAAGACUGGAAGAGCAAAUUAAUGACCUCACAGAACUUCAUCAAAACGAAGUGGAGAAUUUAAAACAGGCAAUGGCCGAUAUGGAAGAAAAAGUGCAAUAUCAAAGCGAGGAACGUCUCAGAGAUAUACAUGAAAUGCUUGAGCAUUGUCAAACAAAAAUACAGAAAAUGGAACAUCAAGCCCUCCAACAACAGCAGUAUGUAACGCUCGAAGGUCUCGAUAACUCCAAUGCUCGGGCACUUGUCGUAAAACUUAUUAACGUUUUGCUCACAGUACUUCAAGUUAUUUUAUUGUUAGUUGCUACAGGAGCAGGAAUUAUUAUGCCCUUUCUUCGUACACGGUUAAGGAUUUUGUCGACAGUUAUAUUAGUUGUAGGAAUAGCUUUUGUAUUGCGGCAAUGGCCGGAAGUAAGAGACAUUGGAUCGCACAUGAUGCGUCGUCUCAAAGAUACAUUAGAUCCGGCCCCGUAAUUUUAGUUUCCGCCCCGCCCGAUGCGCUGUAUCUGUCGCUGAUGCUGAGCUGUUUCACUUGAAAAAAAGAAGAAAGAAAACGACAAGAAUAAGCCCGACGUCUCAUCUCUGAAAAGACAAAUCUUUUUUUGAAAUUAACCUCAUUUAACAAAUUCAAUUGUAGAAGAAGUGUUUUUAAGAAAAUGCGAAACUUGUUUCCGCAUUUUUUUAUUUUUUAAUGAUAUAAAAAACGUAUUUGAACAAUAAUUGAUCCUUGUGUAUUCCUAAUGAAAAAUCAAAUUAGAUUUUUCGAAAUGUAUCGAGUUGAUAACCUCGAAUUAAUUCUAUGUACAUCAUACUGUAUAAAAUUAACGUCACAUAUGGUUACUGCUAACAAAUCCCUCGGAACUUCUCUAAAAUUCAAUAUAAAAAAAUAGAAUGUAAACAUCAAAUAAAAUUCGAAAAAGAUAAUAAGAUAUGUGUUGUUCAGGGUGGCUGUGAUCAAAAACUUUUCAGUCCCAAGGAGAAGGAAAUACAAAAGUCUUCUAUUUUCACUUUAUUGCAAUCUUACAAUCACUUGCAUAUGUUUGACUUGAUCACGACUGUACGUCAGUGAUAUAAAAAAUUAACCCUCAACAACCGUCGUCAGAUAUUGAAAAUUAUCACUGUUUUCAGGUAAUUGCUUUUUUUUUCAUCUAUUAGAAAAGUGUUUGUAGCAGAUCUUUGGUAAGUUGAAAACAAAUAAAAAUAAACGCAAAAAAUUAAUUAUAAAUAAAAAAAAUAUUUUUAUUAAAACCAAAAAAGAAUCCACCAAAAUAAAAGUAUGUUAUAGAAGUUAUGAGAUGCAAAAUUUAAAAGAAAUCUAAGGGAAAAUAGAAAAACUGUAAAGUUCUUACAUUAACAAUUUAGAUUUGUAGUUACAGUACACUUUUACUUUGCUUACUAACGUUGAAAAAAAUUUAAUGCCUUCUGUAGCUAGUACUUCCCCCUUUGGCAGUGAUAACAACCCACAAAAUACGAAAAAUACUUUGGAUUAGAUUUUUAAUCACAUUUCUGCACCAGAGUAUGAAGCUCUCUACAAUUUCUUGGGGCCCGCACAUGUUUCCGCUAACCAUCUCCCCAUUUCAUCCCAAAUGUGUUCUUGCCUCGUCCUAAACCAAGGCAUCGCGCGAACAAACCAUUCUCUUGGUACCUCUUCCAUACUCGUGGCACACUCGAGAGACUUACACCAAUGUGUCACUCCGUUUCUAACUGACAGCGGCCAUUUCUAAAGCCGCCACAAUUCGUGCAGGAAACCAUAGAAUAUAUGCUCAUUGCAAUUAGACCAUCAGUGAAAAUAAUACUAAACAAUUUGCGAUAGACAGAUAAGACGACAAAACAAAAAAUUUGCUGAUAAUGGUUUGUUAGAAUUUAGGUGAGGGGUCUUUUUUUGUCAAACGCUUAUCAAAACAACAAAAUUAUGUUUAUUCACUCAAUCAGAUACAACCGAACAAUAAAAGAAAAUAGCAUACUGAACACACUGAAGACUGAAGGAAAACUAGUUCACCUUCAGUCUCUGAAGACAAUAACUUGGUUAACGAAACGCGCGUCAGAUAGUGUAAUUGUGAGUGUCGAUGUAAACAGUGUGUUUAAAAUGAAUAUCACCAAAGGUUCCAGAAAUUCCAACUUAAUUAAGUAAGGGAAUAAAAUUAAUUUUUGUUUCCAAUUUCUAACACAUUUUUUUGUAGUAAUUUUUAAAAAUUAUUACUCUACUAUACUUUUAAUCGAACAAGGAUUCAAAAGUAAGAUUGAUUUGUUUUGUCUAAAGAAACUGUGGUACAACAAUUUUCUUUCCACAUUUUUUCCAAAGUUCAUAAAUGAUUUAAUUAAUGAGCAUUUCAUUUCUACAGGUUUAUUAAAUUUUUCUUGAACGUCUUUGAAUUUUUGUAAAGAGAAACAGACCUAAGAGAUUUUCGUCUAUUGCCAAUAAAUUUGUCGUUUACUUUUAUAUCAAUAUAUUUUAUUAGAAUGAUUAAAUUGAUAUUUAUUACCUAUCAA
Diorhabda sublineata is the source of this 5327-nucleotide messenger RNA. RefSeq names its product transmembrane and coiled-coil domains protein 2 (gene Dmtn). The transcript has 10 exons. The coding region runs from base 1446 to 3311 and encodes 621 amino acids. Gene Ontology annotation, cellular component: endomembrane system. NCBI's taxonomy places the organism in Eukaryota, Metazoa, Arthropoda, Insecta, Coleoptera, Chrysomelidae. The record is from RefSeq and is a predicted model, not a curated record.